Pseudonaja textilis is the source of this 1728-nucleotide messenger RNA. It is a transcript of the gene IPCEF1, whose product is annotated as interaction protein for cytohesin exchange factors 1. The record is from RefSeq and is a predicted model, not a curated record. Lineage: Eukaryota; Metazoa; Chordata; Lepidosauria; Squamata; Elapidae.
GGUUUUUACCACUGAAGCAAGCAUUUAGACGCAAUAACAAAAGCAUAUCUUACUUUGCUUCAGCUUCUCCGUUUAUUUCAAUACUUUGGAUGGCAGCUGAUGGUAAAGCCACUAUCCCUUUGCGUCAGAAGACAAGGAAGAAAAAUCAAGGUUUUCACAGCAUGAGUCGCCGAAGGAUCUCAUGUAAGGAUCUUGGAUUGGCUGAUUGUCAGGGUUGGCUGUAUAAAAAAAAGGAAAAAGGAGGCUUUAUUGGCAACAAAUGGAAAAAGUUUUGGUGUGUCCUGAAGGCUUCGUCUUUAUACUGGUACAGCUAUCAGCUGGCAGAGAAAGCAGAAGGCUUCCUCAACCUUCCCAACUUCACAGUGGAUCAAGCAACAGAAUGCAAGAAAAAACACGCGAUGAAGAUCACACACCCACAAAUCAAGACAUUCUAUUUUGCAGCAGAAAAUGCACAUGAAAUGAAUAUAUGGCUAAAUAAAUUAGGUGUGGCAGUCCUAGAGCAACAGGCUAAUAAAAAAAAUGAAGAAGAAUGCUAUAGUGAAAGUGAGCAUGAAGAUCCAGAAAUAAAUGCAGAGACACCACCCCCUCCAUAUUCAGAUCAGUUGCUGCUGUCUAAUUUGGCCCAACAAGAGCUUUCCUCAACACCACACCUUCUAAAUGAAGUACCACAGUUCUUAUCUUCCCCAGAAAGCAGCAUGAUGAAAUCUCCAGGCUCCUCUUCUUCCUCGCUGUGCAACCUAUUGUAUUCAGAGAGACAGUCAUGGCUGGACUUAAUUGACAGCUCUUCUGCUCAAGACGAAGUGGACAAUCAACCUCCAGCUGCCUCUGGUGACUCUUCAGACAUUGAUUGCAGGUUGACAGACUGUAAUGAAAGCGUGGAAAGCGGUACCAGCAGAUCCAAGGAAAGCAAUCCGAUUACAGUGAAUGAAGACAAAUCUUCAUUAGGCAAGGUCAAUGAUAACUUAGCUGUACCUGGAAAAAUAGCAUCAGCAACUCUAAGUAAAGAUCGUACCAAGUGUUCUGUGGAUGAAAUGGAGAAGCUGUACAAGUCUUUAGAGCAAGCAAGUUUAUCUCCCAUUGGGGACCGGCGACCUUCUACUAAGAAAGAGUUGAGAAAGUCCUUUAUCAAAAGGAGCAAAAACCCUUCUGUAAAUGAGAAACUUCAUAAAAUCCGAGCUCUGAAUAGCACCUUAAAGUGCAAAGAACAUGACUUGGCCAUGAUAAACCAGCUGCUGGAGGAUCAUAAGCUAACAGCAAGAAAGUAUAGAGAGUGGAAGAAUACAAACUCCAUUUUGAUUCAAGAUAUCUAUCAGCCACCAGACACUAUGUCUACAACUGAAGGAGACAACACAGAAUCAGAAAUGACCCCACAGUCAUCUUUUGUUGGAUAAAAAGUAUUGACUGGAAAUACUAUCUGAGGAACUUUUUAUCACUGAUCUCUUCAGUCAUUCUGUUUAAACUGCUACAUCUUCAGGUUUUGCUUCUGUAGGUACUGGUACUUUCUAUGAGCAGCCCUGGAUUAACCAACAACCAACAAGAAAAAUAAGCAUAUGCUCAGGGUACCAAGGAAGGGGGGCAUAGAGGUUUUUUCCCCUAGUGAUCAUGUCUUUAAUUCUUUCACUGCCACACUCAGCUUUAGUUUUCAACACUUACUAAGUCUUAAUCAGAGGCAGUAUUCAGCAGGUUCUGACCAGUUCUGGAGAACCGGUAGCAGAAAUUUUGAGUAGU